Molecule: messenger RNA, 462 nt
Organism: Williopsis jadinii
Lineage: Eukaryota; Fungi; Ascomycota; Saccharomycetes; Phaffomycetales; Wickerhamomycetaceae
Gene: NHP2
Product: snoRNA-binding protein NHP2
Exons: 1
Coding region: 1-462 (153 amino acids)
Biological process (GO): rRNA pseudouridine synthesis; snRNA pseudouridine synthesis; ribosome biogenesis
Cellular component (GO): nucleolus; box H/ACA snoRNP complex
Molecular function (GO): box H/ACA snoRNA binding
Source: RefSeq, a predicted model, not a curated record
AUGGCCAAGAAGGAAAAAUCAGUGAAAGAGGAGAGUGAAGACAACUACGAGAAGAGGCUUCCAGCGGUUCUCGCCUUUGCUCACCCUUUGGCAACGAAGAAGGUGAAUAAGAAAGUGCUCAAGACUGUGAAGAAGGCGUCCAAGGCCAAGCACGUCAAGAGAGGUGUUAAGGAGGUUGUGAAGGCGCUUCGUAAAGGAGAGAAGGGUCUUGUCGUCAUCGCUGGUGACAUCUCUCCACCAGACGUCAUUUCACACUUGCCAGUUUUGUGCGAGGACUCUACAGUCCCUUACCUCUUUGUCCCAUCAAAGGAGGACUUGGGCUCAGCGGGCGCUACAAAGAGACCAACGUCAGUGGUGAUGAUUGUUCCAGGCGGUGGUAAGAACAAGAAGAACAGCGAAAAGGCUGAGGAAUACCGUGAGAACUUUGACGAGAUUGUUAAGGAGAUCCCAUCGCUAUCCUGA